AUGGAGUGCCCCACUUGCUUUGAAAUCUACAACGAUGAUGCAAAAAAGCCUCACAACCUUGAAUGUGGCCAUACUUUUUGUGAAGAAUGCUUAUCACGAUUAUUACAAUCAUCAAGAAUCCAAUGCCCUGCAUGUAGAAAAUCAUUUAACAACAUAGUCCCGAAGCUGCUCCCUGUAAACUUUAUAGCUGCCGAUUUAGCUAGAAAAUACCAUGAAGAUAGAAAGAAACUUGUCAUGUGCGAAAAACACCCAUUUGACCCUAUUAAAUUUUAUUGUAAUACAUGUGAGGAAUGCAUUUGCAUUGAGUGCAUUAUUAACCAUAGUGGGCACAAGUUUGUCAAACAAGAAGAAAGCAUUAAAGUCAUGAAGUCAAGAAUUGAAAAAGUUGGGGGCAGAAUUGAAAAUUGUAUAGAAAAAACGAAUAAGGCGAAAAAAGAAAUAUCUGACUCUUUUGAUGCUUUUAAAUUCAUUUUGCUGGUGAUUUAUUUUUUUUAUUGUACAAUUAUUUUCAAUUUUAUUUAUUUUAAUAUUUAUUCAUAAUAGUGACUUUUUAAAUAAAAUAAAUUUUUAUGCAAUUUAAAAGAGUAAAGAAGAAGCUUCUUUAAAUCAACGAAAAGAAGCUGACAAACUUAAAAUUGAAACUGAUUUUAAUACCAUGAUAGAAAUGCUGAUAAAUCGUAGAGAUCAGCUGUUAAAUACCUAUGAGAAUAUGAUAGGAAUCGAAGUAAGCAGGCUAAAAGAAGAGCAAGGGAAACUUGAUAUCCAAGAGCAUGAGAUUCUAAGUGUCAAACAAAUUCUCCAAAAAAAAUCUGAAGAGCUUCAGUUUCUUACGAGAAUUUCCAUCUUGCAAGAUGGAAAUCCAUUUUGGCUCGGCGACAGCAAAAAAAAAUCCCAGAAUUCGGCCGUGUAAAAAAAAAUAAAACGGCCGGAAGGCCAAGGGGUCGCAGAUGGCAAUUCUCCGGGGUGGGGUGCAGGCUUGGGCUGACUGGGCUUCCCCUCGACCCACAGACAAGAUACCGACGGCGCAACAUCAAUCAAGCACUUCUGGAGGAGCAUUAUGGUGCCUGCGAAUGGCACAGGUGGUUCCAGAAGAAGACAAUGGACGAUCCUCUCAUACCCUGAGCACCACCAGGGGUUAAGAGAGUCCUUGCCGAAAUUUUUGAUCCAGCAGGGUCGGGUGAGUCUCCCCGACAGACUGAGGACGUCACCAUUUUUGAUGGCUCCGAAGAAAAGGGCGUUAGGUGGCUUUAGUGCUUAGUGCCACAUGAAGCACGAAGCUGAAGUCCGACUGGCUAGGGGCUGAAAUAAUCCCCGCUUAACCUCUCUAACUAAUCUCUCUCUCUCUCAGUUUCUUACUGACUCAAGCCUAAUUGGUGGAAAAUAUGCAGAAGAAAUAAACUUAAUCAGAGAAAAAGUUACAAAUUUAGAGUCCACUACAUGUGAAACUAUAAAUUUGCUAACAAUGUGCCCGACAGUCGAAAUUAACAUAACUCUGUAUUUAGAUUAUAUCCAAAAUAUUGGGAAUGUUAUAUGAGACCCUAGAAGAAACUAUGAAAUAACAGAGCCGUUGAUCUGUUACUUUGGAGACAAAAAUAAAGUUAUGACUUAUGAUAUUAAUUCGAAUGCCUGAGACCUAAAAACUUAUUAUGGACCAUAUGAGUUCAAUUAUUAUGCAGCUGCAGUCGCUCUUCCUGAUGGCAGUGCUCUUAUAACAGGUGGUGGAAGCUCCAAUUCUGUAUACCAUUACAAAAAUAAAACAAUUUAUUUAAAGCAGCCAAUGAUACAGAUAAGAAAAGAACACUCAGCUGUCUGUAUAAAUAAUUAUGGAAUUUUUAAAAAAAAAUAAAAAAAUUUGCAAUUUAAUUGGGAAAAAAAUAAAUAAUUAUGUAUAUGCCCUUGGAGGCUAUGAUGGGAUGGCUAAUACAUUUCUUAAACAAACUGAAAGAUAUUGCAUACAAACUGACACUUGAGAAGAAUGCGCCAACAUGAACGUCCCCAGAUGUGCUUUUAGCGCUACGGUUGCAAAUAACCGUUAUAUCUACAUAUUUGGAGGUUACGAUGGGACACAAAGAUUAGGGAGUAUCGAAAAAUAUAACCCAGAGAUUAAUAUGUGGCUUGAAGUCCGGGCAACUUUGCAAUUUCCGCUGUCUAAUUGUGCAUGCUUUUCUCCAGAGAGAAAUAAAGUGGUUGUCCUAGGUGGAGGGUUUUCUUCAGGAUUUUCAUUAUAGAGCCUUAAUGCUAUUGAUUGCCUUGAAGCAGGCUUCUUCGUGGCAACUUGGAGCAGGGUAAUAACCUAAAGGUGGCAAGUCAACUCCAAGUUUACAAAUCCUUGAAAAAGAUGCGCUUUUGCCAGCUUGGAAUUGACUUGUCACCUUUAGGUGACUCGUCAGAGGUCCAAGUUGCAUUAAAAAGCCUGCUUCAAGACAAGCAAUAGCGGUGAAGAAGAUAUAUCUGUAGAAAAACUUGACAUAGAAACAGAAACAUGAAUUUCUUUACCUAUGAUGACUGAAGGAAGAGACCUAAGAAAUAAGGUGACAUAUUUUAAUGGCAAUGCCUAUUGUGUAGGGAGAAAUAAAAUACCUCCUAUGGAGCUGGUAUCACCCAAUUCUGAUGAAGCUGAAAUAUAGGGCCUCAUUCCCUGUCUUAAGUAGGCCUUCAGAGGUGGGAAAGCCGUGCCGAAAAGGAAGUUUUAUUUCUCCCCCGAAGGUUUUCCUCUCCCUGCCAGAUGGGCUAGACAGGUUUUUGCCUACCACAUGGUCUUCCCUCACCGGGAUCAUCGGGGCACUCUCCAAGAAGUGGCUCUGCCCUGAGGAGCUGAUCCACUGGACAGGCAGUUCAGAACAGAAAUCAAGAUGGCGUCUGGCCUGGGAGCAUGGUUGCAUCAGAACCCAACCGGAAACCAUCUUUCGAGCUGAGGUGUUGUGGCCCGCUGUUUCGUCCACGUAUGGCCAUUUAAAACUAACUAACUAAUUAUUGUGUAGGAGGUUAUGCAAUUUAUUUUAAUUUUUUUUAAUUUUUAAUUAUUUUUUAUUUUCCAAUUAAAAAAAUUAAUAGGUUAUAGCUUUAAAGCAGAAAUGAUUAAUUUGGCUAGAGAAAUGUGAAUUCAGCUGCCUAAUUAUCUGGUAAGUGAUAAUUUGGAUUCAUGGUCUUCAGCGUUGACUUAUAAAUUAGUAGAAAAAAGAGAAAGCGAGGCUGUGUCAAGAGCUUCUUCUAUGAAAAUAUAA
Messenger RNA from Blepharisma stoltei, 3224 nucleotides. NCBI's taxonomy places the organism in Eukaryota, Ciliophora, Heterotrichea, Heterotrichida, Blepharismidae. The record is from the annotation of a GenBank genome assembly.